AUGUUUUUGAACCUCUGUUGGCUGCUUGUAGCCGUUGCUUACCAGGCAGAGGGUCGAGUUGAUAAAGAUUUUACAAAAUGUUCCCAGGCCUUCUACAAUAAUACCAUGCCUGUUGGUUUUGAAGGCAUUGCCACACCUCAUGACUUUAAGGAGAUACCGGAUGGAAUAACAACAAUAUCUGACCUGAAGUCUCCGGCGUAUAUUUGUCAGACGCUUGGAGGGAACAGUUACUACGCCACUUUAUAUGACCGAGGGAGGCGCAUUCCCCUGUAUUCUGCCUACAUCCUGGACAGGAACAGCAUAGACCCAAAGCCAAACUGUACACGAACCAGUACAUUUAAGUUAGAGCCGCAGCUGAUUUAUCGGAACCUAACUGAAAAUAUGCAAUCAUCUAAGGAUACAGGCCAAUCGAUAGCCAACUAUAGCAAGGAAAAUAUCAUUUUAUUAAACAUAUCUAAAAACAAGCCAGACAAUCUUAUGAAAGCAAGCCAGGCUGUGGACUAUGACUAUGGCAGCAAGACUGAUCCUAACAAGCCUACUACUGCUACUAAGUAUACCAGAGGACAUUUAAAUCCUUGCGGCCAUCAUAAGGAAAAGGAAAACUUCUUGUCUACCUUCACUCUGACCAAUGUUGUUCCUAUGGUAGCAGAGUUGAAUAAUGGUGAAUGGAGUAAAUAUGAGACGGAAAUGAUCUCUAUUUCAGCAGGCUGUGACAAAAUGUACGUAGUGACCGGCGCUGUGCCAGGUAAUAAUAAAUUGAACGAUCGGGUAACCAUCCCCAGUUACGUGUGGAAUGCCUAUUGUUGUGUGGAUGGUUUCAGUGAGCCAAUCAAAUCUGGAGGUGCUAUAGCUGCAAAUGACAAAGCGCUAAUUACAGACAACAAGUUUAAGGUAGUAAAAAUGGAACUCAGUGACCUCCAGGACGAACUGAAAAAACAUCUGGGAAUUUCAAAUAACAUUGAGUUUGAGAUAUUCCAGCAGUGUAAGGAAUGGAGGACAGUUGGAGACCACCACGAGUACAGCUUCCCAGAGGAGUGA
Nanorana parkeri is the source of this 1038-nucleotide messenger RNA. Its product is annotated as endonuclease domain-containing 1 protein-like. The coding region runs from base 1 to 1038 and encodes 345 amino acids. Gene Ontology annotation, molecular function: metal ion binding; hydrolase activity; nucleic acid binding. The record is from RefSeq and is a predicted model, not a curated record. The transcript has 3 exons. Lineage: Eukaryota; Metazoa; Chordata; Amphibia; Anura; Dicroglossidae.